AGAAAGCCAUCCUGACUGACCAAUCAUUUGUUGUGAAUUCAUUCCAAGCAAACCUCGUCGUCCAAUCAGCGUUGAGAACACGCCGCACACUAUUAUGCGCUUGUUGAUUUGGGGGACACAAUCUACCCAGGUUCUUUAGGAACAGAUGAAUCUGUAAUGGGGGGAGUAAAACAAGAGCAAAGCGAUGGUCCUGGAUCAAAAGGUUUUCAUCAUUCAGACUCAACACAGGAAGAGAACAAUAAUUCACUCAAUGCUCAGCCUGUGAAGAAGCGUGGCUGGCCCAAAGGAAAAAAGCGAAAGAAGGUCUUACCCAAUGGUCCCAAGGCUCCAGUGACUGGCUAUGUGCGCUUCCUGAAUGAAAGACGAGAACAUAUCCGUGCAUUGCACCCUGACCUCCCUUUCCCUGAGAUUACCAAGAGACUCGGGGCCGAGUGGAGCCGCCUAGCUCCCCAUGACAAACAGCGUUACCUGGAUGAAGCGGAGCGGGAAAAAGUGCAGUAUGCAAGGGAACUGAAGGAGUACCAGAAAAGCGAAGCCUACCAGAUCACCAGUGCCAAGAUCCAAGACAAAAGAAUUAAGAAAGAGGAGUUAACAUCUGUUAUUAUAAAUGCCAAUAGUUCAGGAUCAGCAGCUCUUAAGACUUCAGAUCUCUCUAGCAGAUUCGACGUGCCCAUUUUUACAGAAGAGUUCCUCGAUCAGAACAAAGCACGGGAGGCUGAGCUUCGACGGCUGCGUAAGGCCAACGUGGAGUUUGAGGAGCAGAACACCAUUCUGCAAAAGCACAUAGCUGAGAUGUUUAGUGCCAAAGAGCGUCUGGAGGCCGAGCUUGGUCAGGAUGAGCUGCGCACACAGGCUCUGCACCGCCGCCUGCAGGCCAUCAAACAGACGCUGGUCACCAGCCUGGCUACUGUGCCCCUGCCAGGCACAGGUGAGACUCCCUCGUUUGGAACUCUGGACACUUACCUGAGUCGUUUGAGCGGUGCCUUGGAAAGCAGUCCUCACGAGCACCGCGCUCUGCUGAUCAAGCUCCAAGAGCUGCUGGCUCACUUAGACAGUGAGAAACUUUGAAAAAUAUGUGCAGCUGUGCUGCAUCUGGAAUUGAGGUGUUGACUUAAGCAUCUCACAGCACCAUGAAGACAGGAUUACCCAGACACCUGAAGGAAAAUCUCUGCUUUUCAUGGUGUGCAGUAGUGCCUGAACGUCUAGAUGUAGUUGGCUCUUUAGGCGCUAUUGACAUGCACGUUCUUUAGAAUGUUUUUAAUUUUUUUAAUCGCUGAAGAAUGUUUUUGUUUGUUUGUUUGUUUUGUGCAUUGUUUCUUACCUUAAUCCUUUCCUAUAUUGUUCUCUUUAGUCUUCAUUGCUAUGUCGGUUUUAUAACAAUUAUCCAUUUGUCAUUCCAGAAGCAUAAAUCAUUUUCCACUAAUCGAUUGCUCAUAUGUAAUAUGUAAUGCAUUGCGGUAUUUCGGGCAGAUUAUUAUUGUGAAACUUUUCCUGAAUGUAGAUUUUACAUUUUACACUGAUUUAUAAUAAUUGUGUAUUUGAAAAGAAAAAUAUUGAGAUAGGUACUGAAAUGCUGAAUCAGGGAAUGUUUUGAUUAAAUUAAACUCCUCUUGUUUUUAAAUGUUUACUCUGUAAACAGUUUUUCUGUAAUGUGUUAGUGUAUAAUUCAUCAUAAGUGUAUGCUGCUCCAUGUUGCAGUGACCUAUAAUGCAAUAAAAUGGGGA
This is a messenger RNA of Hemibagrus wyckioides, 1724 nucleotides long. RefSeq names its product high mobility group 20B (gene hmg20b). The record is from RefSeq and is a predicted model, not a curated record. The coding region runs from base 157 to 1068 and encodes 303 amino acids. The transcript is spliced from 9 exons. Gene Ontology annotation, cellular component: nucleus. Gene Ontology annotation, biological process: regulation of gene expression. NCBI's taxonomy places the organism in Eukaryota, Metazoa, Chordata, Actinopteri, Siluriformes, Bagridae.